GUUACUAAAAAAAAAUGGCAGACUAGCUAUUGUUCUACCAGAAGGAAUUUUUGGCAACGAAAGCGACAGUUAUCGAGAAAUAAGAGAUUUUUUAUUAGAAAAUUAUAGUUUGCUAGCAAUAUUUAGCAUUCCGCAAGAAACAUUUGAACCAUUUACCGGAAAUAAAUGCUCUAUUUUAAUUUUAGAAAAUAAAAAAUAUGAAGAAGCAAGUAAAGUUAUUUUUGCUAAUAUUCAAAAAAUAGGACACAACAAAAGAGGGGAAACGUUGUAUAGAUACAAUAAUAGCGGCAUUCCUUUGAAAGAUGAGGAGGGAAAUUUU
Molecule: messenger RNA, 319 nt
Organism: Racocetra persica
Lineage: Eukaryota; Fungi; Glomeromycota; Glomeromycetes; Diversisporales; Gigasporaceae
Source: the annotation of a GenBank genome assembly